CAUUCUUCACACCCAUCGGAGGGCGGCGCGCGGCGCGGAGGGACGUCGAGACUGGCGCCAGUCCGACUCGGCGCCACCGCGACCAUCCAUCCAUCCGUCCGUCCGACCAGGCCGAUCUCGUCUUCCCAUCUCUCUCCAACAGAAGCGGCAAUCCGAUACCUCCGUCUUCGUUCGUGCAGCUCGAGAGGCCAAACAUUUGCCACCAACAAACAACAAGAACACAACGCGCUCAGACGCCGUCGCGACAGCAUCCCCGAAAUAACUUUCAACUCGCAUCAUAAAAGUCCGGACGGCCCUUCUUCUUGUUCGCUGCACCCGCAUCUACUACAACUACUACUACCUAGUAUCUAGUGGACAACAUCCCUGUCUGCAUCGAGUGGUGCCAAUCGGUUAUUGUGUAAUUGUUUGUUCUUGUGACUGUUAUUGUUGGUUUUAUUUUUAUUGUUUUAUUGGGUGAUUGUUGAAGUCAAGGAGCUAGCAAUUCCUACAAAAACGGAUUAUGACGAAUGGAAAUCUAAGAUCUAUUUUCAUUAAAGGAAAAGGAAUGGAAAGAACGACCCCGACGCCAGACAUGUACAUUAUGUCAUCAAGUCCGCACUCGCCUACCGACAGCAGCGAGGAUUCGGUGGAAGUCAAGGUCGAAGCGAUACUGGCGCGCUCCAAGAGGAAGUCCAACGAGCCGCGGAAGAUCAGCGAGUGCGGUCCGCUGAAGAAGCGCAUCUGCUUGAGGAACAGCGAGGAAGAUGCGGCCACCGUCGUUACCCCGUUCAGACCAUGGAACACGCAGCCUGCGGUCCACCAGUACUUCAGGCCGCCGUCGCCGAUGCCUCAACCGGUGGACCUGAAGAAGGUCCCGUGCGAACCAUCACCAUCUGUUUCACUCGAAGAUGCGCAGCCUCGAGUUCCCAUCCAUCCGGACCCUAUGGACGCCGUCCAAGAAAUGGAGAACGUCCUCUCCACCUCGAUGGACAACUUCCCCAAGCUUCGGAAGGAGCAGAGGAACUACAAGAAUAUGACGCGAGAGCGUCGCAUCGAAGCGAACGCACGGGAACGUACCAGGGUGCACACCAUCAGCGCCGCCUUCGAUACCCUCCGACGAUCCGUACCCGCCUACUCUCAUUCCCAGAAGCUCUCCAAGCUGAGCGUCCUCAGGAUCGCGUGCAGCUACAUCGAAAGCCUCGCGAACAUCCUCGAUGACUCACCGGAGACGUCGACCAGCAUCCAGGCCGUCACCAACACGAUACAGCGCGAAGGGAAAAUCCGCAAAAAGAAAGACGACGACUGAACAAGUGCGCUGCUGCCUAGCAACAAACAAUCACAAAAAGUGCCAAAAACUUUAAAGCAAAAAAAAACUGCCCGUUUCAUAAUCAAAUUUUAACUAAAUUCUCCCAAACAAACACAUUAAUUCGCCCAAAAAACUAUACAAGCUUUAAAACUCUAUAAUAUUUAAAUUCAAAUUUUUAAAAUUGAACUAUUUUGUAAUGAAUGUAAUUCAUUGA
Molecule: messenger RNA, 1499 nt
Organism: Nicrophorus vespilloides
Lineage: Eukaryota; Metazoa; Arthropoda; Insecta; Coleoptera; Silphidae
Gene: net
Product: protein atonal homolog 8
Exons: 2
Coding region: 500-1285 (261 amino acids)
Molecular function (GO): DNA-binding transcription factor activity; protein dimerization activity
Source: RefSeq, a predicted model, not a curated record